AUGGCAGAUGAUACGGCAAGCACGAACAGCGGCAGUAGCGACAGAAAUAGCAACCACAGCAGCCGACGCGCUAUGCUGGGUCUGCGCCAGCUUUCCGAUGACACGAAGCACUUCUUCCGCGACAACUACAAGAAGGCGCGUGAUCUUCGACGGAAUCGACACAGCAACGAGUCGCCCAACAGUCCAUCCGUGGACACGGAGUCACCGACCUCGUUGGCGGACUCGGUACCGACCAGUCCGAGUCCAUUGCCGUACACGCCUACCAAGUCAUCGUCAUCAACGUUCUCGUUCUCUCGAGACUCCAGGUCCGCGCAUCAUGCGUCGCCGGCAGUAACAGCAUCCCGCAGCAACAAAUCACUCCCACGAACGCCCGUGGUACCUCGGCAACAAACGCCGUCUCUGAGCUCCGCGAAGCCAAGGCUGCAUCACAUCUCGACUCUACGAAUUGGCUUGACUUCUCUGGUCGUUUACCACCACACCGCCCUCCCGUAUGGCGGUCUCGGCAGGUGGGGCUGGCAGUCCACUUUCACGCCGGGCAUAAGUCCCACCCUGACCUGUUUGACUGGGUUCAAUCAGACGUUCUUUAUGGGUGGCUUCUUCUGGAUUGCCGGAUAUCUCACGUAUGGACAGCUGCGGAGGAUCGCAACGACUGAGAGCAGCCGGGAUCGCAGACCGAAGCAGAAGCAAUCAUUGCCAGACUUUGCCCUGUCACGAAUGAAGCGCCUCGUCUUGCCAACGAUUGGGUACACACUAAUACUACGUCCACUUGCAUCGCUCAUGAUAGCCGUCGAUCAGAACAACUGGCAACUACUGUCGCAACAGCAGAUCAUACAGAUUUUGAAAUCAUACUUCAUGAAUCUCCGCGGCGUCACCGGCCCAGUCUGGUUCCCCGCGCUGCUCUUCAUCUUCGACACCCUAGCGGCCGGACUAGCCUCUGUGCAUCCUGAGACCUUCACGAGCAACCAAUCGAGCCUGAAGCCAGGCUCCUGGCAAGCCAAUGCCUUCAAGUGGGGAGCUUGUCUCUCGCCACUUUGGCAUCGUACGCAAUCCGCAUUUUCUAUCCCGCAGGCGCAGUUUGGAAGCCGCUCAAUCUCCUACCUGCAUACCUCCCGCACUCAGCAGAAGCCGCUGCGCAAACUAGCGCUUGCGUUCAGCGUAAUGACGCUCGGACUCGGCGCCGUCGCGGCCUCCGUCGCUCUUCAGCGACAAGGUAGUCUAUCAAAGCUCUCGAUCCCACAGGCAGUCAAGCUCCUCGAAGGACACGGCACGCUCCAAUCAGCAAUGUACGCCCUGUGGAACGAGCUGGGAUUCGUGACCGUCUUCCCGGCGUUGCUUGCUGUGUGCCAACGGUACUGCAACACCAAAGCCUGGACAACGAUCAGGCUGCCGCGGUGGGUGUGGCCGUUCAGUCAAACAUCGGAGCAGAGACCUGGUAAUGGAAAAGGCAGGGAGGAGCAGCAGAAGAGCGGGGAGUGGAUUGAGAUCGACCUCUCACGGUACGCGUACGCAACAUUCCUCGUUCACGCUAUCGUGAGUCUCGGUGUAGAGUUGGCGAUGGAGCGCUUCAUUUUGCCAAAGCUGUUCGCUUUGCCAGCGCCCGUCAAGAUCGCUAAAGCAAGUAAGGCAGCACCAAGCGGCGAAACUGUUGGCGCUGGCGGAUGGCUGUCUCAGGCCCUGCCGUCGACCAAGGCUUCGACAAAGACUGCGAACACAGGGAGCAAGAGCGCUGCAAAGCCGAGCGGGUGGUCCACUGGCAACGGUGCAAGCGUGUCUUGGUGGCUACCACCUCUGUUGACGGUGACGGUGGGCACAGUCAAUGUGGUGGCAAGCUGGGCCGUAGGUAUUGGGUUGCUGGAGGGUAUACCUGUGAUGCAGCGCUGGAUUUGA
Cyphellophora attinorum is the source of this 1887-nucleotide messenger RNA. RefSeq lists its product as uncharacterized. Gene Ontology annotation, molecular function: acyltransferase activity, transferring groups other than amino-acyl groups. The record is from RefSeq and is a predicted model, not a curated record. The transcript has 2 exons. Lineage: Eukaryota; Fungi; Ascomycota; Eurotiomycetes; Chaetothyriales; Cyphellophoraceae. Bases 1 to 1887 code for a protein of 628 amino acids.